Molecule: messenger RNA, 4449 nt
Organism: Haliotis rubra (blacklip abalone)
Lineage: Eukaryota; Metazoa; Mollusca; Gastropoda; Lepetellida; Haliotidae
Product: ligand-gated ion channel 4-like
Exons: 8
Coding region: 820-2289 (489 amino acids)
Biological process (GO): chemical synaptic transmission; signal transduction; monoatomic ion transmembrane transport
Cellular component (GO): postsynaptic membrane; synapse; neuron projection
Molecular function (GO): transmembrane signaling receptor activity; acetylcholine-gated monoatomic cation-selective channel activity
Source: RefSeq, a predicted model, not a curated record
CAAGACACAAGUUCAGAACGCUAAAUUUAAAGAUUUACAGAUUUUUACAAUUCUCACUUUUGAAACUUAAUCGCGAUAACGAGGCUCCGGCAAAAAUCAUUUCCAUCACAGACAACGGAUUCCUCAACACGUGGACAGUUUUACAGGCAUUGUCAUCCCGAACGCUGAAACUUUACAUUCCGAACUAAACAAGAAAUUUCUCUUUAUUUGGAUGGUGACGGCGGUCUAUACUAUAUUUAACCUAAGUCAUCAAGUGAAAUUAGUUGCGAAGGAGGCCAGGCAAAGAGAUUGAAAACUCCUACCUAUGGCGUCUGUUCACAAAAGGACGAUUCGCUCUUUUACAUCGAUUGAGGAAUGAACUGUUUGGUGUACUGUGGACAAGCCAUUAAGCAUGGGACCUGAAGAGGCGCGCUGAGUUUAGCUAGUUGGGUCCUUCAACCCUGCUUACUUCAAGUUGAAUGUUGCACGCUUUGACGAGGACGCGCUAAUCCUCGCUCGCGUUCCUGGGCACAAUUGUUGAUUUUUCAUUCACCCGAUCAGCAAUUAAUGUCUGAUUUAUGAUGUUUCCUGUUUUAUCUUCUAGUGGGAAUGAUUCUGCUCCAUAUGGCUGACGGAAUACGCGAGUGGUCGUGGAACUAGAAGAUCCGACUGACGAAUAUAUCAACUUUUCCCUACGGUUGGAGGAUUUCAUUCGUGAAAGGAGCAAUGCGUUUGUACAGGAGGGAUAGUGCUAUGCUUAGAACAUUCUCCUGAGCUUCUCCGACGGAUGGUUAACGGAUACUUGUACAAGAGAGUCUCCCAAUUUUAUCAGCCGCCACCAUGAUGCAUGUAAAACUUACCAGGAUGUUCACGAAUGGCUUCAUCCCGACAUGCAUGAUUAUCGGAGGAAUGCUGGCACUGGUGGCUUGCAGUGAGCAGGAAUACCGACUAGUCCGAGACAUUCUGAAGACCUACGACAAGAGGAUUAAACCCUUCGUCAACGGCUCGGGUGCUUUGAACGUCACAAUGGGCGUGGCCCUGGCCCAGAUUAUUGACAUAGAUGAAAAGAAUCAAAUUAUGACAACAAAUUGCUGGAUAAAUCAGGGUUGGAUUGACAAAAAGUUGGCCUGGGUACCAGAGAAAUAUGGAAACAUCAGCGUAAUAAGAAUUCCAUAUGAUUCAAUAUGGCUGCCGGAUAUAGUACUGUACAAUACGGCGGAAGUGACAAGUAAGGAAAUGUCAAGCGUCAGCACCAAUGUCAUCGUGACGUCAGACGGCAACGUGACGUAUCUGUCAAUGGUCAUCUACAAAAGCUCCUGCUCCAUCGACGUCAAACACUUCCCCUUCGACGAACAAAACUGCAGUAUGGAGUUCUCGUCGUGGACGUACGACGCGACGUCUCUGAACAUCAUGAACGUCGGCGAGGAGGGAGACACGUCGAACUACAUCCCCAGCACGGAGUGGCACCUGGUCAAAUAUGUCCAGACCCGUGACCCUGUGUUGUUUUCCUGUUGUCCGGAGCCGUACAUCUUCAUGAAAUAUUUUGUCCUCAUCAAACGGAGGCCGCUGUUUUACUUGUUCAACAUGGUGAUGCCUUGCCUCCUCAUCACGAUGGUUGCUCUGCUGGGAUUCUAUAUGCCGAACGACUCUGGGGAGAAAAUUUCAAUGGGAAUAACCACGCUGCUAUCAAUGACAGUGUUUUUGAUGAUUGUAGCCGAACAGAUGCCCCCGACAUCGGAUUUAUUACCUUUAAUUGGUCUGUACUAUGGGAUUACUAUAGCGAUAGUGUCGUUCGCUACCGGCAUGACGGUGUUAACGCUCAACAUCCACCAUAAAGGAGCACGGGGCCAGGAGAUUCCACGGGUUGUCAAGAUCAUAUUUUUUAAUUAUCUCGCCAAAAUGAUGUUUAUUAAGAUAGACCUAGCGGAGUCACACAGUGCCCCUAUUGGGAUGCAUCAAGUUCCAACAACAGAUUACUAUGAUGUGUAUGAUGCAGAUAAACUGCCGAAAAAUGGCGGCCUUUCUCCGCGGUUCUCCCGGAAGUUGCCCACAGGGGGCGCUACAUCCGGCGGUGACAGCACGGAAAGACAGUUCAUGCGGGUUCUACAAAAGGUGUACCAGACAAUAGAGAAAAACGAAAUGCGAUUGGCUGAGCAAGACAGGCGUGAUCAGCUAAAGUUGGAAUGGCAACAGUUGGCUCUGGUUUUGGAUCGUCUUCUAAUGACAAUAUUUAUCAUUGUCACCGGAUGUACGACUGCAGGAAUAUUCCUUCCCUCUCCCCACUCAACAGCGUUUGGAAAUCCAUUCUGAAGGAAUUACGGGGAUUGUGUUGGACUUCCGGUCAAGGAUCAGGCAUUUCCAUACGUGUUGAUGUCUACUCGUUUGUGCUAGACAGUGAAGAAUAUGGUCGUCCUUUAUGUUACCAUGAUUUCCGAUGAAAUUAUGUUUAACAGAUAUCGUAUUGAUGGUCCUUGAAUUUCUGUUUGUGUGGAUUGUAUUUUCUGAACUAUGCACUACAUAGGAAAGUGUCCAGAAAGAUUUCUGUAAGGUCUUCACAGGAGGAACAGUUGUGCAUACUCUGAGAAACAUUCGUUACAUCGAAUGUAAAGUUGUUCUUGAAGACACUUUGUGUCGUCACCUGACCUCAGACCUCAGACCUCAGACCUCAGGUCUGGACCUGGCCUCAUUUGGUGUUUUGUUUACGUUGAAAGGAUUGAUGCUCUGCUGGUGGGGUAGAUUCCUUGGACAGCUCUUAAAAUACAUCCUGAUAUCCUGAUACUCCUCUGUAUAUCCUAUCCGUUAAGAAUUGAGUUUUUGGCACCGGAUACCUGUCUGGAUACAAAUUCCGUCGGGAAUCCAGAUCUCCGUCAGUUGAUGCCUUGAAGGAUACCUCACUACUGAGUAUGUAAAGUGUGGACGGAAUACUCCCUGUUUGGUCCUGUGGAGAUUUUCAGCUGGAGCUAGAUGGCGAGUGAGUCAUGGUACAGCGAUGAUUCGUCAGAUGUUAGUAAACAAGACGCACCAAUGUCACUGUGUCCAUCACUGCAAGGACGUGUGACGUCAGUGUUCUGCUGUAACACGGCGCCUCGUGGGGAAUAGAACAGCGCAAGAACAGGCCAGGUCAAGAAUGGAAUAUCCCUUCGAAAAGUAUUCUUGAAACCGCACAACAUAACUACAACAUGCUUGUAUAAAUUGUUUGGCAUAUCGUAAAUCAAGAGAUUUACACUUUCUUCCGAGUAACUGAGUUUGAGAUGUAUGUGUAUAUUUUAUUGCAUUUUCAUAGAUUUAUUCAAUCUUGUGUAUUGGUAUAUGUGGAGAAAAGGGAUUUAUGAUCCGUUGAUUUUUAAAUGUUCUAAAAAAUAUGCACAUAUAUGUAUGAUAUCUAUAUUGCAGCAUUUACAAGUUACAAGAAAAUGUUGUAUUUACAAUUAUUUCUCACCCCUUUAUUCUAUAUUGGUUGUCACCAUCGUCAGUUUGGUAGUUGUAUCCACCUGUAUUUGUUUAUUACAUCUACUCGUUCGUGGUGUAAUUACGGAUCCUGGAUAUCAAAUUAGGUGCUGACAUGAGAUGUGCGCGUGGAAAGCAAGAUUUACGUUUACUGUAUGAAAAUGUUAUUUGGUGUGGUCCGUGGAGGCUGAUUCAUUGUAAAAUAUAUUCAUACUUUUUAUAUAUAUAUUGCCCAAACUGACAGCAAUUACAAAACUGUUUCAUGUCCAUUUGUAUGGAAAAUAUGCAUUUUAUUGCUGCUGCAGUUGUGUUGUAGGGAUGUUGUGAUGACAUCCAGUGAUGUCUUUUGAUGAUGGCUCCAUUUUUCUGCUUUCAGUGAUCGUCUUUAUUAGCUUCUCCUUCAGAUUUAGAUGUAGCACAUGGCACAGUUUGACAAAUCUAUGAAAUAAUUUUUUAACUACAGAUCUUUUUGAAACGGAAGUUUGUUGGGAUGGGACACGAAUAUUUGACGUGGUGUGGUGUAGAGUCGAGACCGAGCUGGAAUCGUGUCUUGCCACAAGAGUCUACCUGUACAUAUAUGUUUCACUACCUCCAACAUGUUCCUCGGGCUAUCAAGGUGGCGUACGGGUGCCAGAGUAGGGUAUGCCAGAGUGGUUGCAUACUGGUGUCCCAGAUUGACGGGCGGAGUCUGACAAAGAUGAGAUCUCACAUUGGUGGGUGGAGCCUGACAACGUUGGGAUCUCGCAUUGGCGAAGUAAGGGAGGCUCAGUUGGGAUCUGACAUUAGUGGGUGUAGUCUGACAAAGUUCAGAUCUGACAUUGGUGGGCGUAGUCUGACAAAGUUCAGAUCUGACAUUGGUGGGCGUAGUCUGACAAAGUUCAGAUCUGACUUUGGUGGGUGGAGUCUGACACAACGUUGGGAUCUCCCAUUGGUGGGUGGAGUUUGACAAAGUUGGGAUCUCACAUUGGUGGGUGUAGUCUGACAACGUUGGGAUCUCCCAUUGGUGGGUGGAAUUUGACAGAG